Colletotrichum chrysophilum is the source of this 276-nucleotide messenger RNA. RefSeq lists its product as uncharacterized. The transcript has 2 exons. Bases 1 to 276 code for a protein of 91 amino acids. Lineage: Eukaryota; Fungi; Ascomycota; Sordariomycetes; Glomerellales; Glomerellaceae. The record is from RefSeq and is a predicted model, not a curated record.
AUGUCUGCCAAUCCCUCCCCUCAGCCUCCUGGUCAAUCUCCUCAAGCCUCCCACCCACCUCCAUACUAUCCCGUUCACCAGAAACCUCAUCAACCCAUACAAGAAGAAAAGUCCAGCCGCGCCGGCAUCAUCGGUGCCACAGGUGGCGGCCUGACCGCACAUCUCCUCGGCGGAGGUAUCCUGAGCACCAUCGGAGGCGCUAUGGCUGGUGCUGCGGGGGCGAAGAAGAUCAGCGAGAGAAAGAGGGAGAAGGAGCAGCACGAGAGCGAGACCUAG